Trichobilharzia szidati is the source of this 2914-nucleotide messenger RNA. Lineage: Eukaryota; Metazoa; Platyhelminthes; Trematoda; Strigeidida; Schistosomatidae. The record is from the annotation of a GenBank genome assembly.
GUUUCUUUUGGUUGCGAGGACUGCUAACUGGUUAAAUCUUUGCUUGUUGUCCAACUCUUAAGAUGUUUAAAGGCGAAAAACACAUUCCUCUUCGUAGUUACAACAAGAAAAGCCUCAUAAAAUUAAUGUGACGAAAUCUGAGUUUCUUCUCAAGAAACUUUAAGGUUUUUGGAGAAAUCUAGAUUCACAGAAUUAUUGGAAUUGGUGACGAUAAAUAUGGUUCCUACUUCGACAGAAACGUCGACUGAGUCUCAGUCGGUAGUAGACAGUGUAGAACCCGUAAAGGUGGAUCCAUAUGCUAAACUGUUACCAACCGUUGCUCGUGCAGUUAGAUUAUCUCAAGAAUUCCCUAUAUCGGACACUCCUGCUUAUAUUUAUUAUAAUGAUUUCCCACAAUACAAGGCCGUUGCAUCUGGACACUCUAGGAAAAUCCUUUCCAUUUUACAAAAUAUUUUGGAUAUUUUAGACGUCAAAGCCAAUGUUCUAGACGUUCCAGUGGCCAAGAGUAUUGAAGAGAAAUUCACAUCCAUUGUCGAUGCCAAUGACAGAGUACUUGAAAAACUGACAAUGGCUAUGGACUUUGAAGAAGAUCCUAAACGUAAAGCAUCAUUCUUGGAGUCAAAAGCAGACGAUUUAGUAGUUGCAGUUCAUCGGAGAAAUAAAACAUCCCUUGAAUGGUUAAAGAAUAAAAAUCUAGGAGAAGGCAACGAUGAAAGUACUGAAGCAUCUGAUGGUGCAAUAAGACUUUUGUCUUCUAAGAAUAUUGUCAGACCACAAGCAUUAUUUUCACGUCCACCGGACAACUCUCAUCUACCCUUCCGACCAUUAAUAAAAUCAAAACCGAAUUGCAUUGUUUCACUUUCUGAAUCUCUACCUGAACACAUAGAAGAGAUGGAAGAGUAUCCUCAUCCAUAUCAACCAGAGUUGGAGGCUUUUUCCGGUUGUUUAUCUACCUGGGAGGCAAUGCUUUCAGAGGAUUUUCCAACUAAACCUUUAGAUGAGUCUUACCGCUUUGUUAACCAACUAGAAGCUCUUCAAGAGACUGUUAACGCUAUUUCUGUUUGUAAAUAUAUCGCAGUUGACUUGGAACACCAUAAUUUUCGUAGCUUCCUGGGGAUCACAUGUCUAAUUCAAAUUAGUACUUCAGAUACUGACUACGUCAUUGAUGCUUUGGCCUUACGUGAUCAUUUGUCAAUACUGAAUGAAGUGUUUACCGAUCCAAAAAUAGUCAAGGUCUUUCAUGGAUCCGAUUCAGAUUUGAUGUGGUUACAACGAGAUUUCGGUGUAUAUGUGGUCAAUUUAUUCGAUACAGGCAUAGCUUCACAUCUGCUGCAAUAUUGUCGUUUCUCGCUGAGUUAUCUGUUGCAUCGAUUUGUUGGUGUAAAUCCGAAUAAGAAAUAUCAAUUGGCUGAUUGGCGUAUGAGACCAUUACCGGAUGAAUUGAUUGAAUAUGCACGCACAGAUACGCAUUAUCUUUUGCAUAUUGCUAGUCGAAUGUGUCAAGAGUUACAUGAUAGAAAUUUACUGUCUAUUGCUCAUGAACGCGGUCGACAAUUAUGCCUUAAAUGUUAUACAAAGCCUGUAUUCAGUCGUCGUGGCUAUCUGGAAUUGUAUCGACAAGCUGGUGGGAAUAGUUUCAGUCAUCGUCAGUUAUAUGCUCUGGAGAACCUUUAUGCACUACGCGAUACUAUAGCUAGACGUGAAGAUGAAAGUAUUCAUUAUGUAUUACCAAAUCAUAUGUUGAAAGUGAUAGCUGAAGAAUUACCACGUGAAUCCUCUGGGAUAUUUGCUUGUUGUAAUCCUAUCCCACCGCUGGUGCGUAAAUAUGUUCAUGAUUUGCACAAAAUUAUACUGGAUGCAAGAGAGCUGCCUUUAACUGAUCUGGUCAGUGUAGUGGUUAAUACAUUUUUCCCUACCAGAUUUACAUGUGAAUUGUUGAAUUCCCUCGAUGGCAUUUUAAGAAUGUCUUGUGACCUUUGUCGCAUAGAAUUUACAGCAUUGAAAAGACAAAAAACAUGUAAAAUUUGUGGCUCAAUACAGUGCUCAAGUUGUUUAAGAUACAAAACAAAGUCACACAAACCAAUAUGCAUCGACUGUUACUACGAUAGUAUAAGUAUGAAUAGUCCUAAUGGGAAAGCUGACAAACUUGCUUCGCUAAGGUGUAAAACAGAAGAUAAAAAUUGUAGUGAGAAUUGUAAAGUCACAUCAAAUCAUGGUGUAGAAACGGAUAAUAUCAUAAAAAGGCUAGAAGCACUCAAGGUGCCUAGAACUGAAGUAAAGGAAAACGUCUCUAACUUGGAGUCGCGUUUACAACAACUCAAAGGACUGACAAAUAAGACAAAUAAGAAGCCUUCCUGUUCUAUAAAUACCUCAAAGAAAGAGGAAGAUGAAGUUACUAGGCUUGUAAAGCAGUACACAGAGGAAGCAUUACUCGAUAAAAAGUGUGGGAUUACCGUGCCUGAAGAAGAACAAAUAAGUGAUAUAGCCCCGAGCGACUAUGAUCCGUGGUGUUGUAUGUGUGAUGAAGACGCCAACAUGAUGUGCCAAGAAUGCGAUGACUACUUCUGCAAACGAUGUUUUAAUAAAACGCAUAAUAAACGAGAAAGAGCUGAACAUCCAACAGAAGUUUGUAAAUCAAGAAGUAGUUUUGUCCAAUCAGCACCAAAAUCAAUCAAAAUUAAGCGUUUCAUUUGAAAUCAGCAGAAAAGAUUUCACCAAAUCAUUUAUCAAAGAAUCUCUAUUUAUGUAAAUACUUUACUUAUUUACUUUUCUUCUCAACAGAACUUUUGUUCGAAUUUAUUUUAUUUUAUUUUCUAUCGGCGCUUGAUUUGAUUACAAUAUUUCCCUGUUUAGUUUCUAUAAUUAACCUUUAAUUAAUCGUAAUGAUGUUAAUAAGAUUUCUGUUGAUUGAAAA